AAAAAAAAGUAGGCCAAAAUCACUUUUUUUUAGGAUUUAUUACUAUUUGAAAAUUUUUUGGACGAAUUUUUGGGUUACCCUCUUUAAGUAGGAAUAUCUUGGAAAGGGUUAAGUAAGGACGGUAGGUCUCAUAGUGAUAUCUGUCGGAAUAACCCUAGACUACCUCCCCUUAACGGCUCCGCCACUAAUUUCCAGUCACCCCGUAUAUACCACGUGGCUAUCAUUUAGAAAUAAUGAUAUUUGAAGGGAGCGCUACAAAAAUACUCCUUUUUGUACAUUUUAUCAAAGAAUUUUAACGCUCCUUUUGGUAUGGCUUACAUUUUUCAAAAACUAUUCGAUACGAGUAUCGCUACUUUUUAAACGAUACCGAGUUAGUAUCGAUACCUCGAUCAAUGUUACAGCCGACAAUUGGUUUUCUUCUAAAGAGCUUUUUGAUGAACUUACUAAAAGAAAUGUGACUUACGUGGGAACUGUGAAAUAAAAUAAGAGGGAGAUACCAAACGAAUUCUUGCCACAGAAGAAUCGGCAAGUGAACUUCACCUUGUUCGGAUUUAUUGGCCAAAACACGGUGUGUUCCUAUGUGCCAAAACCAAACAAAGCUUGGUUUCUUCUAUGCACCAUAAUGAUAAUCAUAAGAUUGAUAAUGUCUCUAAAAAACCUGAUAUGAAUGAUAUGAUUCUAUACUACAACUCUACAAAAGGAGGAGUCGAUGAAACAGACAAGAAAUGUUUCAUUUACUCAAGCAGUCGUCGAACACGCAGAUGAAUUCUUGAUUUGAGUGGCGUCAAUGCUAAUGUACUAUUCAAUCAACAUAAGGACAAUAAGGAAAUAGAUAGAGGAAUCUUUAUAAAAACGGUAGCGCGUAGUCUCGAUGUAGCGCAUUUGCAGAGACGAUAAACCUCGAUCAAAAAUUUGUCAAGAGAACUGAACCUGACGUUGAAACGCGUUUUAGAUAAGGAUGCACCACGAUGAUGGAUGUAGCAGAAGCUCCAGAAGGAAACCAAAAGAAAAAAAGUAGUAUUUGUCUUCUUGCAAAAAGCCGAUAUGUCUGUAAUGAUGCACCAACAACCCAAUAUGCAAGCCAAGCAAAGAGUGGCAAGAAUAAUAGGACAAAUGAUCCUGUCAGAAUUAGAAUAAGAGUAGGUAAUAUUUUUAUAAUUUUAGGGGGCUAUUUAGGGGAGAUUAUUUACGGGGCGAUAUAUUUUUUAGUACCAUAAGUGAUCUCAAUGAAAAUGUUGACUUAAAAGUGCCGGUUUUCGUUAUUUUUGUAAUAAUUAGUACCUUUUUCUAAUAAAUAAUUUAAAAAUAUUCAAAUACUAUUACUUACAAACCAAUCUUUAAUUAAAAUAAACUCAAUAUGUUAUUUAUAUGGUCAAAUCAUUACAUGGGUCUGUAAGACCCUAUGUCCGUGCUAAAAUACAAGAUGUCAAUAUUUAGGUUAGGUAGAUAGAGGAAUUUUGCCUCUGCUUACGUCAAAUCCAACGAUUGUAUGGUCUUUUUUGUACGAUAUAAAAAUAAUUCCAGAAAAUGCCUUGUUAGAAAAGGCCUGUGCUGUUUGCAAAUAACCAUAGCCAAUGGAGAAAAUUGUGACAUAAAUGGACAAGAAUUUAUUGAAGAAAUCUAAAUCCAUUAUUAAAAGAUCUGUAAUCAGGAGAGCCAAUAAAAGUUCUUAUAAAAAUAACGAUCGGCAAGAUGUUUUUGCGAAUGUAUGUGCAGCACUUCGUAUCCUAUUAACUGUUGCCAAAGGAGAACAAAGUUCUUACCUAAGGUCUACUGUAUCAGGAAAGACUGUCCUAACUGACUGGCCUAAAAGUUAAAUUAUUUAGAAUUGAUAAAAAAGUUUGCAAGUGCUAAAGCUAGAAAAGUGUCAAUAUAGUUAUAUUCUUGCGAUAUUCAAUCGAUUUGUUUGCAUGAAAAUCAGAAUAAAUAAAAGAAGUUGACAAGCAUAAUAAAUUAUUGUUAUUUUUUGCGACCCACAUCACAUACAGUCGUGGUCAACUAAUUAGGGACACUCUUUGGUUAAACCGAAUUGUUAAUUAGUCAUUUAUGUGCCCGAUUAUACAAACAAUAACAACUUAUUAAACAUUAAGGGCCUGUUUCACAAUCGCGAAGUAAAGUUCUAAGUAAGCUACUUCGAACAUAACUGCUCAGUAAACUACUUAAUUGCGUUUCACAAUCCAACAGUAAGGUUAAUCACCACUUUAUCUGAUCAGUAAAUUAAUCAUCGGAUGGACUGCCAAGUAGCCGUUUACUGGAUAAGUAAAUUUGACAAAUGUUAUAACCUCAAAUAAAUGCGGUUCGAAAUCCGCAUUUAAUUAAAGUGCCUAUCAAUUUGUUUUCGUUUUAAAAUGGAUAUUUUUGAUAUUAUUGAAGAGGAAUUCGAUGAAUUUUUUGAUCGAGUGACGGGACCGCGUAGGGAACCAAUAUUUCGAAAUCGUUCGAAUAAUAUGGAAAAAUAUGACGAUACUGACUUCAAGAUGAGAUUUCGACUCUCUAAAGUAGCUGUGACUUAUGUUUUUUCUCUAAUACAGGACACAAUAACUGCUCCUACGUCGAGGAAUUAUGCAGUUACGCCUAUGGAUCGUCUUUUAUUAACAUUGAGAUAUUAUGCAACAGGAAGUUUCCUUACCGUAGUAGGUGACUUCACUGGUGUAAGCAAGGCUUCUGCUAGUCGCAUUGUUAAGUUAGUUUCACAUGCGAUUGCGCAAUUACGAUUACAAUUUAUAAAAUUUCCUACAAAUACGAAUCACCUGCAGGAAGAGUUUUAUGAUAUCGCAAGAUUUCCCAAAGUAAUAGCCGCUAUUGAUUGUACACACAUACCUAUCAAAUCUCCAGGUGGAGAAAAUGCAGAAAAUUUUAGAAACAGAAAGUCAUUUUUUUCUUUUAAUGUUCAAGCUCUGGUAACUGCAAAAUUGAAAAUAAUUGACAUUGUGGCUAGAUGGCCCGGAGCAACCCAUGAUCAAACUAUAUUCAAUAAUUCAUUUAUAAAGCAACAAUUGAUGAACAGAGAAUUUGGUCCUUGUGUAGUUCUCGGUGAUAAUGGAUACGAAAACAAUUCAUAUCUUCUAACGCCCCUCUCAAAUCCAAGAACACCUGCAGAGCAACUGUACAAUGAAUCCCAGAUAAGAACCAGGAAUGUGGUAGAAAGAACAUUUGGUGUUUGGAAAAAUCGGUUCCCUGUUCUAACCAAAAAAAUAAUAUUGCAUGUAUCACGAGUUCAGGCUGUGAUUGUGGCAUGUGCAGUAUUACACAACAUUGCUAUUGAUAUGGGAGAUCAACAAUUUGAAGAAAACUGGCCAGAAGAGUCUGACAACGGGGAGGAAUAUCACAGCAGCACACAGAAUACAGAGGAUAGUAGUGUACGCAGCAACUUAAUAAAUGACUAUUUUGCUUCACUAAUACGAUGAAUAGCUAUGUACAAAAAUUUAUUGGAAAUAAAAUGUUUACACAA
This is a messenger RNA of Trichoplusia ni (cabbage looper), 3451 nucleotides long. RefSeq names its product putative nuclease HARBI1. NCBI's taxonomy places the organism in Eukaryota, Metazoa, Arthropoda, Insecta, Lepidoptera, Noctuidae. The transcript has 3 exons. The record is from RefSeq and is a predicted model, not a curated record. Bases 2349 to 3407 code for a protein of 352 amino acids.